This is a messenger RNA of Poeciliopsis prolifica (blackstripe livebearer), 4402 nucleotides long. RefSeq names its product DNA (cytosine-5)-methyltransferase 3B-like. Gene Ontology annotation, cellular component: nucleus. The transcript has 23 exons. NCBI's taxonomy places the organism in Eukaryota, Metazoa, Chordata, Actinopteri, Cyprinodontiformes, Poeciliidae. Gene Ontology annotation, molecular function: DNA (cytosine-5-)-methyltransferase activity, acting on CpG substrates; DNA binding. The record is from RefSeq and is a predicted model, not a curated record. The coding region runs from base 102 to 2585 and encodes 827 amino acids. Gene Ontology annotation, biological process: negative regulation of transcription by RNA polymerase II.
UCCGUGUGGGACUCCAGAUCCACCUCGGCUCGGUUCGGCUCACCAGGUCAACAUCUUCCUCCUGCACACGUUUCAGCUGCGGAUGCGCGCAACAACUGCGGAUGGUUAUGUUUGAAAAGGAGUCAGGAAACCAACUGGACCCGUCAGCAACAACAGCCAUGCCUUCCAACAACUCUGGAGCGAUCCUGUCGGAGAGCAGCAACGUGACUGCUACAGCAGCAGUGAAUGGAGAUACGCCCCUUAUUGCCGAGGGCCUAUCAGAGAACGACAGUGGCGUCGAGUUGACCAAUGAUAACAGCCCGCUGACUGCAGUGGAGCCGCCCUCGCCCUUCUGCCCCAAACAGAGCGGGGGCGCCGCUUCGCCGCAAGAUGGUAACCAGCAUACGAGAGGAAGCAGGAAGAGGAGCAGGAAGAGGCCCGAGGAGGAGGAACCAGACUGGGACUCCUACAGCCACAAGAAGCCGUCAGGAACGUCUCAGUUGGGCUUGAGGCAGAGACCCAGACCAAGAACCAUCUACCAGGCCGGCCUGGCGGCGAACCCGCAGACCAAGCACCACAGGCAGAACCGCAAACAGGAGCAAAGCACCGUCAUGUACGUCGCUGGGCCUCGCAGAGCCACCGCCGUCGUAGCCAGGGAGACGCCAAAGGCGCCAUGUUUGGAGCUGAUGGAGCAAGACUCCAAAGACUCGGCCCAGAGCAGCAGCACCACGUCCAGCGCCGAAGUCCAGCCCGAAUACAACGAUAAUAAAGGUUUUGGCGUCGGCGAGCUGGUCUGGGGGAAGAUCAAGGGUUUCUCCUGGUGGCCGGGCAUCGUGGUGACGUGGCGUGCAAUGGGCAAACGGCAGGCCAGCCACGGCAUGAGAUGGCUGCAGUGGUUCGGAGACGGAAAGUUCUCUGAGGUUUCAGCGGACAAGCUGGACUCUCUCAUGGCCUUCCCCAAGUUCUUCAGCCAGGCUUCGUACACCAAGCUGGCCUCCUACCGAAAGGCCAUCUUUCAGGAGUCGAGUGUGAUGGCCAGUGUCAGGGCAGAGAAGACGUUUCCCCCCUGCGAGUCGGACAAUCCUGAGGACCAGAUCAAACCCAUGCUGGACUGGGCCAAUGGCGGCUUCCAGCCCAAAGGAGAGGAAGGACUCAAACCGACACGCAGCGCCAGCAGUAACCCUCUGGACCACCAGAUCCUCAACGUCUCUCUGCCAGAGUAUUUCCCCAGCGCUAAGCGGCCCAAAGUCAGCUCCUGCAAGGCCAAGGCUGCGCCCGAGGAGCCCUGUAGCAGAGAACAAAUGGUGAAUGAAGUACAGAAAAAGAACCGAAGUAUUGAAGAGUUUUGUCUCUCAUGUGGAAAGAUGAGAGCAGUAACCUUCCACCCACUGUUUGAAGGAGGCUUGUGCCAAACGUGUAAGGAUGUGUACCUAGAGACCUCCUACAUGUACGAUGACGAUGGCUACCAGUCCUACUGCACAGUCUGCUGCGGUGGCCGAGAAGUUCUGCUCUGCGGAAACACCAACUGCUGCAGGUGUUUCUGCGUGGACUGCCUGGACAUCCUGGUGGACCCUGGGGCGUCCAACAACGCCCGGUAUCAGGACCCCUGGCGGUGCUACAUGUGCCAGCCGCUGCUCCAGUACGGCGUCCUGAAACGGCGCCACGACUGGAGCCUGAAGCUGCAGGAGUUCUUCGCCAAUGAUAAAGGACAGGAGUUUGAGAAGCCAAAGAUUUACCCAGCAGUCCCUGCUGAGCAGCGAAGACCAAUCAGAGUCCUCUCCCUGUUUGACGGCAUUGCUACUGGCUACCUGGUUCUGAGGGACCUGGGCUUUAAAGUGGACCAGUAUGUGGCGUCGGAGGUGUGUGAGGACUCGAUCUCGGUGGGUGUGGUCAGACAUGAAGGAAAGAUCCACUACGUCCAUGAUGUCAGGAACAUCACCAGGAAAAACAUUCAGGAGUGGGGGCCGUUUGACUUGGUGAUCGGAGGAAGUCCCUGCAACGACCUCUCCAUCGUGAAUCCGGCCAGAAAAGGCCUGUUUGGAGGAACAGGAAGGCUGUUUUUUGAGUUCUACCGCCUGCUGAGUGAGGCCAAGCCCAAAGAAGGAGAAGACCGUCCGUUCUUCUGGCUGUUCGAGAACGUGGUGGCCAUGGGCGUCAACGACAAGAGGGACAUCUCCCGCUUCCUGGAGUGCAACCCUGUGAUGAUUGACGCCAUAGAGGUCUCCGCCGCCCACCGCGCACGCUACUUCUGGGGGAACCUGCCAGGGAUGAACAGGCCGCUCUGCGCCUCUGGGAUGGACAAGCUGGAGCUGCAGGAGUGUCUGGACCACGGACGGGUUGCAAAGUUCGGGAAGGUGCGAACCAUCACCACUCGCUCCAACUCCAUCAAACAGGGGAAGGACCAGCAUUUCCCGGUGCUGAUGAACGGGAAGGAGGACGUGUUGUGGUGCACGGAGCUGGAGCGUAUCUUUGGAUUCCCGGUUCACUAUACCGACGUGUCGAACAUGGGCCGCGGCGCCAGGCAGCGGCUGCUGGGCCGGUCCUGGAGCGUGCCGGUCAUCAGGCAUCUGUUCGCGCCGCUCAAAGAUUACUACGCCUGCGAAUAAGCAGAAACCACAGGGACCUGAAGACGUCUCAGCCACUUUCGCAUGGAGAGAGUUACUUUGAUUUAAACCAGGGCUGCAGAAAAACCAGGGCGGCUCUUAUUGGACGAUUAAAAAGAGAAAAAGCCCAUCGAUUCAUCCAGAAUCAGAACCGGAGUUUAUUAAAGUCCCUAAGAAACGAUAAAACUCUAAACAAAUCCACUUCGUUCUCAUUAUAAUUGGUAAAAACAAAACCGACACUUAUUUAAAAAAACCCUCCUUUAUUUUCCUCAUUUUUAUUUAUUUUGACCAAUAAACUGAAGUUUAUUUGUCCAACCGGAGUGAACAGAGUUGUUUUGCUCAACUUUGCUGGAAAAACACAAAAUCUGACCAAGUAUUUUCAUCUAGUUUCUAUUGCGAAAAAUCUUUUUACAGUAAAAAAAAUACAAACUUAUAAGUAAGUUUUCAAGAGCUUUCAAAUCAGUAAUUCCUUAACAUUGAUGAAAAAGUUCUCACUCUAAGCUAAGUGCUCUGAAUACGUUUCCCUCACACUUUAUCACUACAGAAAUAUUGACCAAAACAAGCUCUUUUAUGAUUCUAUGAAAGUUACUUAUAAGUUAUUUUUGUCUUUUUCCAAGUAUACUAAGAUAUUUGCAAUAUAAAUUACACUGAAAAUACUUAAGAUUUUGUGUUUUUGUAACAAAGUUCACUCUGAUGUAAAUAACAAUAAAUAAGUGGAUAAACUUUAAUUUAUUGCUCAAAAUAGGUAAAAAUGGGGGAAAUAAAUUUGGUCCAUUUGAAUCUCAUUCCCAUGUUCAAAUCUUUCCUAAAAGUUUCCAAAAUGUUGUGCUCUUGUUAGAUGUUUGGAUUUGGAAGCAAAUCUUCAGAUUAUUUAGAAAGUUUUCAGCGUCUGAUUCUGUUGGAUUUGAUCUGUUAAAUCAGCAAAAAGAAAAUGUGAAACAGUUUUAAACCAAAAAGCUUACUUCGUGUUCUGCUACUGACUGCUGUUGGCUAAAUGUUGUGAAACUUGUUCGGCCUUUUCGGGGAAAUCUGCACAUUUCUGAACAUUUUGUACUGUAUCCGCCAGAAACCUCUGAGCUCUACGUAUUUUCCUGCCAGGUUGUGUUUGAAGUGACCUGAAAUGUAAAAUCUGUCACCAGAUCCGUGUUGAAAUCUACGAUCUGCUCAUGGUGCACGGUUUCUUUUACGUACUGUAUCCGCAGAAAAAGGUUUACAAGACUUUGUUCAGCAGGAAGGAUUCCUGUUAGACACUCAAGCCUUCAUAAGAACACUUUUUUACCUUAGUUUUUUCAUGCUUAGUUUAUAUAUUUUUUUUUUUUUUUUAUUAAAACCUCUCAUCUUCUGCUUUAAACUAACAAGUAUUAUUAGUUUGCUUUGCUUUUAGAAUAUUAUCCAGCUUAAUGUUUCUGAACAUUUUAGCAGAUUUUUUAGGAGUUUUAUGUCAUGUAUGAGAGUGUUUUUAGGCAUGUAAACUAGACCAUAUCUGCAGAGUAGUUGCUGUAUUUUUUGUUUUAACAGUAUAUUUUUUCAUAUUAACCUCGCCUUUAAAAUCAUCUCGGAUACAGAGAUCGAGUUAUUUUUAUAUUGUUUUGCAACAGUUUAGAGAGAAACACUUGUACUACUUGUAGCUGCUUUUAUAAUGUUUUAUAUAAUAAAAAGCAGCAUUGCUGCACAGAACACAAACAGGUGUCAGUUCUUUUUCUUUAAGUGUUUUUGCUUUUCCACCCACUUUUACUCACUAUUCAAUAAUUAUUAUGUUCAGCUUAAAUUUUGUUUCAUUUCUUCUGGCUUUAGUUGGCAGGAGUUCCUAAAGUUUUCAA